AUGUCGAGCGGUCGCAGUCGUUAUUCGGGUUCUAAUUGGCAAAAAGUUGCCUGCACAGCUACUGGUAUCGUGUUUGGUAUAACUGCGGUCUGGUACUACGCUGUCAGACGCACCUCAAAACCGGAUAAAACAGAGAAUGAACGUCUCAGUUCAUUUACUUCUCAAUGCAUCCUAAUGACUCCAUCUAUUAGCAAGUUAAAGACGAUGGAUUGGUCAUCAGUGCUCAAAUAUGAUGUCGUGUUGCUGGUGCCACCUGAGGUAGAAUUCCUAGCUGACACAGACCUCGCCUCCAACAAUAAUUAUAAAGUUCUGUAUUGUGACACUAUGUCUGGCUUAUGGUCCUGUAUAAGGCACCUCCGAAAACAUCAACUGAUAUAUGUUUCAGAAGAUCUCCAAGAUACUAUGCCGCAAGAUAUACCGAGAUAUGUGAAAUCGAUCAUUGAUUUGAAAUCAAAUGAAACCCUGCAAUACUUCAAUCUAAAAUGA
Molecule: messenger RNA, 486 nt
Organism: Zygotorulaspora mrakii
Lineage: Eukaryota; Fungi; Ascomycota; Saccharomycetes; Saccharomycetales; Saccharomycetaceae
Gene: PEX22
Product: ubiquitin-protein transferase activating protein PEX22
Exons: 1
Coding region: 1-486 (161 amino acids)
Source: RefSeq, a predicted model, not a curated record